Messenger RNA from Plutella xylostella (diamondback moth), 1282 nucleotides. Its product is annotated as zwei Ig domain protein zig-8. Gene Ontology annotation, cellular component: neuron projection membrane. The record is from RefSeq and is a predicted model, not a curated record. Gene Ontology annotation, biological process: synapse organization. NCBI's taxonomy places the organism in Eukaryota, Metazoa, Arthropoda, Insecta, Lepidoptera, Plutellidae.
GCAUAGGACCGCGACGCGCGCGCCCGCCGCCGCCGCCGAUAUGUAAACAUUCGAAUUUCAAACCCACUGUGCUGGCCGUUGAGAAAAAAAGUGACAGUUUAAAAGUGUUCCAAGGUUUAUUGUGUGCUUGUUAAAGAGGAAAACAAAAGUUUGGGUUUCGCAGUGAAUUUAGGAACCGCACAAUCGGCUCGACAUGGGAUUCAAAUUUAAAAAUUGUUCGUGAGUGUUCCAAUUUUGAAACUAGUCCUGUGAAGUAGAACCGUGAACUGUUUAGUGCACCGUGAUGUUAUUUCCGUGUUACGUACACUGAGGACACAUGAUGUGAAUGACAUAACCUCACAAUGUGGACGGCGGAGCUAAGUUGCAUUUUCAUUCUUUUUGGUGUGUCAGCGGGGGGCGGGGGCUGGGAGCCGCUGGGGCAGCCGUACUUCGACAACAGCACGCGGCGCGAGGCCACGGCGGCGGUGGGGCAGCCCGCCUACCUGCACUGCCGCGUGCGCAACCUCGCCGACAGAGCCGUAUCCUGGAUCCGCAAGCGCGACCUGCACAUCCUGACAGUCGGGGUCCACACCUACAGCAGCGACGCUCGCUUCGCGGCGCUCCACGCUGACGGGUCGGACGAGUGGACCCUGAGGGUGUCCCCCGCCCAGCCCAGAGACUCUGGAGCCUACGAGUGUCAAGUGUCGACUGAGCCCAAGAUCAGCCUGUCGUUUAGACUCACUGUUGUUGUGUCGAAGGCGGAGAUUCUGUCCGGGCCGGAGCUGUUCGUCCGCGCCGGGUCCGACAUCAACCUGACCUGCCUCACCAAGCACGCGCCCGACCCGCCCAGCUUCAUCUACUGGUACCGCGGGGACCAGGUGGUGAACUACGCUCAGCGCGGCGGCAUCAGCGUGGAGACUGAGCAGAAGACUCGCACCAGCCGGCUGCUCAUAGCCCGCGCCGCGCCGCAUGACUCGGGGAAUUAUACCUGCGCGCCUAGUAGCUCAGAGUCAGCGUCAGUGAUCGUGCACGUUCUGAGCGGCGAGCGGCCAGCCGCCAUGCAGAGCUCCGGGUCGAGCCCGCAGCGGGUCGACCGCGCGGCUUUUUACACGCUCGUCACCGCCACGACGGUCAAAAAACCGCUCAAACUCAUCAACUACACUUUACUCACUUUUACAGCGUUAGUCAAUAGUUUUAGCUAUCUUACUGGUUAUCUAGAUGUAGUUCUAAGAUGACCACGUGAUGUAGUGGUGCAACGAGUAUUGAAUUAGUUUUUUUUUCAAUUGUCGGUUUGGUCAAUUUG